UAUUUACAAUGACUGGAGGCACCCCACCUAAACGUUCCCCACUGUGGAUCGGCACCCACAGCGGUACUUUCCAUUGCGAUGAGGUGGUCGCAUGUUUCAUGCUCAAACAACUGGAGGAGUUUAAAAAUGCAGAGAUUUUCCGAAGCCGGGACGACAAGGCCCUGCGGGAAAAGUGCGACAUUAUUGUGGAUGUGGGUGGCGAGUAUGAUCCGGCCAAGAAAUGGUUCGAUCACCAUCAGCAAACCUUCAAGGAAACCUUCAAGUCCAUUCGCCCGGAAGUCAGCGAGGAAUUCAACGUUAUCAGGUUAAGCUCUGCUGGCUUGGUUUACAGCCACUACGGCGAGCGGGUCAUCCAGAGCAUCCUUCAGCGGGAGAAGGGCAUUCAACUCUCGCCGGCCAACCUGCAACUGGCCUUCGUCCAGAUCUACAGGAAUUUCAUCAGCGAACUGGACGCCAUCGACAAUGGUGUGCCCCAGUUUGAGGGCGGCGAGCCAGUCUACAAGAUCUCCAGCCAUCUAUCCGCCCGCAUUGGCAAGCUGAAUCCCUCCUGGCAGGAAACUGGCGUGGACAUUGAACAGCGAUUCAGACAGGCAAUGGAAAAAGCUGGCCAGGAGUUCGUGGACAACGUUGUGGAGGUGGCCUGCUCUUGGAUUGCCGCCAGGGAUCAUGUGCGAGAGGCCCUGGAACAGGCGAAAAGCGUUUAUCCCUCCGGCGAGAUUCUCGUUCUGAAGAUCUUCUGCCCCUGGAAGGCUCACCUGGCCGAUCUGGAGAAGGAGUACAAGGUGGAGGGCGUGCCCAAGCUGGUCAUCUUCAACGACGGCAGCAGCUGGCGGGUGGCCGGAGUCCCAGUGACGCCCAGCAGCUUUCUGGGUCGCAAGUUCCUGCCGAGUCCCUGGCGAGGAUUGAGGGACGAUGAACUGAGCGAGAAGGCGGGCAUCAAGGAUCUGGUGUUUGUGCACCACAGCGGUUUUAUUGGUGGAGCCAAAACCGAGGAGGCUGCCAUGCUGUUGGCCAAGAAGACCAUCGAGUGGACAGAUGAGCAAUGAGCUACCA
This is a messenger RNA of Drosophila takahashii, 1053 nucleotides long. Its product is annotated as MYG1 protein. The record is from RefSeq and is a predicted model, not a curated record. Lineage: Eukaryota; Metazoa; Arthropoda; Insecta; Diptera; Drosophilidae. Gene Ontology annotation, cellular component: nucleus; cytoplasm.